AUGGCCCAAGCACCUCAACAGCGACCCCCUGGACCCCCAGGAAUGCAGUUCCAAAUGAUGCCUAGACUAGGGACCACCCCGUGGACCUCUCAUGCCCCAAGGGGGAGCAAACAAAAAAGUAGAGGAAUGGUCAGCAAGGUCCACAUCCCGGUGGACCCAGACCUAAUUGGAACAUACCACCCGGUCUACAUCCACUCGCCGUUCGAGGUGGCGACAUUGGAGAGCCGUUACGUGUUCAUUUCGGCUCACCGCUCGGUGGGGCUGGAGUUCACUUCGCAGGAGAUGCUUUCGGCGGAUAGCGUGCGGUUCCUCUCGGUCGCCCAGCGAGGCUGCAAGUUCAUGGAGGACGUCACCUACUCGAGCAUCCCCGUCUACAGCUACAACAUCUGCAAGAUGCACUGCAGGAAGCAACUGGCCAUCAAGCUUUGCAACUGCUCUCCGUACCUCUACUUUCACGUCGAUCCGGUUCAAGUCUGCGACGCUCACGGUUUGAGGUGUAUCCAGAAACACUUGAAGUCCAUUUUAAAGUUUGAGGACACAAACGGCUCUAAAAUAAACUGUGGCUGCAUCCCGAAUUGCAACGAAGUCCUUGUCACCUCGUUCACAGAUGAAAAUACGGUCUGGUAAGC
Molecule: messenger RNA, 629 nt
Organism: Bemisia tabaci
Lineage: Eukaryota; Metazoa; Arthropoda; Insecta; Hemiptera; Aleyrodidae
Source: RefSeq, a predicted model, not a curated record